This is a messenger RNA of Solanum pennellii, 655 nucleotides long. Its product is annotated as probable ribose-5-phosphate isomerase 3, chloroplastic. The record is from RefSeq and is a predicted model, not a curated record. Bases 188 to 568 code for a protein of 126 amino acids. The transcript has a single exon. Lineage: Eukaryota; Viridiplantae; Streptophyta; Magnoliopsida; Solanales; Solanaceae. Gene Ontology annotation, molecular function: ribose-5-phosphate isomerase activity. Gene Ontology annotation, biological process: pentose-phosphate shunt, non-oxidative branch.
GGCAAACUUAUGAACAUUGUAGGAGUUCCCACUUAAAAGUAUACUGAAGAACAAGAUUUGUCACUUAACAUCCCAUUAUCUACUCUUGAUGACCACCACACAUUGAUCUAGAUAUUCAUGCUGUUGAUGAGAUCGACCCGAAUCUCAACCUAUUCAAGGUCAAAGAGGAGCUCUUUUAAAAGAGAAGAUGGUGGAGGCGGCGUAUGAUAAUUUCGUUAUUGUGGUCGAUGAUUCGGAGCUUGUUUCAGGUCUUUGUGGUUCAAGGUUGGGUAUGCCGAUUGAGGUGAUGCAGUUUUGUAGGAUGUACAAUUUUGUUAGGUUACAGGAAUUAUUUAAGGAAGAGGGUGUUGAUGCAAAUUUGACAUUGGAUUGUAAUGGGAAGCGAUAUGUGGCUGAUUACUCAAAUUAUAUUAUUGAUUUCUAUAUCAAAACUCCAAUUAGGGAUUAUGCUGCGCCUGGGAAGGAGAUCGCGUCUUUCGAAGGAGUGGUGGAUCAUGGAUUGUUCUUGGAUAUGCCCACUGUCGUUAUCAUUGCUGGGAAGGGAGAAGUCAGUGUCAAGCGCAAGUGAAACAUUGAUCAAUUUUACCUCCCAACUGGUGAGGUCUGAACAUCUUUCACUUCUACUUUGAGUGGAAUUUUUAGGCUUCAUUGUUGU